Molecule: messenger RNA, 2857 nt
Organism: Xyrauchen texanus (razorback sucker)
Lineage: Eukaryota; Metazoa; Chordata; Actinopteri; Cypriniformes; Catostomidae
Product: E3 ubiquitin-protein ligase TRIM35-like
Exons: 7
Coding region: 82-1716 (544 amino acids)
Molecular function (GO): protein binding
Source: RefSeq, a predicted model, not a curated record
UCUGGUAGGCAUAACAAACAACUUGUGUGGACGUGCUGUCAGUCGGAGAAAGAUUAAUUAAGUGUAAGCAUUUACUUUAAAAUGGUUACAACGUGUAUCGUGCAUUGUUGCCGUAACCGGUCCACGAAAGAUGCCAAAGUGGGUUUUUUUAGAAUACCAAGAGUGAAGAAGCACGAAGGAGAGGAAACGAGAGCACUCUGUGAACGCAGAAGGGCCACAUGGUUAGCCAGAAUAAACAGAAAAAACUUCAAGCCCUCGGACGGCAGCAGAGUGUGUUCUGCUCACUUCAUCCAGGGCAGACCAAGUUACCUUCAUGAUGAAACAAAUCCGGAUUGGGCCCCAUCACUAAAGUUAGGAGUAGAAGAAACCAACAUCCCUUCUAAAUUGAACAGGUAUUUGCGAUCCAAACGAAGAAGAGCUGUAAAAAAGAUGAGAGAAGAUGAAAUGCUCGUUGCAGAGACCCUUUUAGAUGUAGCCGCAGUGACACUGGCACAAGACAGUGAACAGCCAUAUAAUAACACAGAGAAGUUUGAGUUGGAGGAACGAAGAACUAAAUGUGGUUCAACGACUUGUGAGAGCUUAAACAAUGCAUGCCAGAGACUACUUGAUGAACGAUGUGCAACAAAGCAGAACACAUCAUCAUAUAAUGAUGUCAACACUGCAUCUACAUCACUAAAGUCCACAGUCACUGGAGUCAUCACUGGAGCUAAGGAGAAAAUAAAAGCUGAACUAAAACCCUUACAUGAGAAAUUGAAAUUAUUUCAGGAGUAUCAACAGAGUUUGCAUCAAACUGCAGAAUAUAUUAAGAUCCAGGCUAAACACACAGAGAAGCAGAUUAAUGGAAAGUUUGUGAAACUUUAUCAGUUUUUAUGUAAUGAAGAGGCAGCUAGAAUAAAUGCACUGAGAGAGGAAGAAAAACUAAAGAGUCAGAUGGUAAAGAAGAGGAUUGAAAAUAUGAGCAGAGAGAUUUCAUCUCUUUUAGCCACAAUCAGAACCAUGGAGGAGGAGAUGAUAGCUGAAGAUGUUUCAUUCAUACUGAACUAUGAGGCCACUAUGAAAAGAGCCCAGUGUAGACUGCUGGAUCCAGAGAACUUUUCAGGAGUGCUGAUCAAUGUGCCAAAACACCUCAGCAAUCUGCAGUUUUCUGUGUUACAGAAGAUGCAAGAAACUGUUGAACAAACUCCUGUGACUUUGGAUCCCAACACUGCUCAUUGUAAUCUUAUCCUAACUGAAGAUCUGACCAGUGUGAGAUAUAGUGAUGAGGAACAGACACUUCCUGAUAAUCCAGAGAGAUUUGAUAUGUUUGCAUGUGUUCUGGGUUCAGAGGGCUUUGACUCAGGGACUCACUGCUGGGACGUUGAGAUUGGAGACAGUACAGGAUGGUUCCUCGGUGUGAUGACAGAAUCUGCUCCAAGGAGGAAUAAAAUAUUCUCCAGGAGUGGAAUAUGGCUUGUGGGGCAUUUCUGUGGAGAAUAUAAGGCACAUAUACCACCAAAAUCACCAACUGUCCUUCCAGUGAAAGAUAAACUUCAGAGGAUCAGAGUUCAGCUUGUCUGGGACAGUGGAAAACUAACAUUCUUUGACCCUCUCAAUAACACACCCAUACAUUCUUUUACACACAGGUUUACUGAGAGAGUCUUGCCAUUUUUUGGUGUUGGCUGUAACAUUUCUCCAUUGGUGAUCUUGCCAGUUCAUUCCUCUGUAAAUGUUAAUUAGAGAUGAAAAGUCUGUAAUGCUUCACAAUCAUGUGUUAAAGAGUGUUAUUCUCAUGUGCUUUAACAUUUUUAGUAGUUCAGACAACCAAAAGAAUGUCAGAUUUUGAGAAUCUGUAGUUUUGCACAUGCUUACUAAAGUGCUCAAUUGAAAAGUCUUAAUAUGUUGAGACUACUAAAUUGUACAAAUUUAUUCAGUUGUGGUUUUCACUCACUUGAUACCUUAGGCAAUAAUUAAACUACCUGCCAAUAAAAUAGAAUAACAAAUAUGCAAAAUUAAAUAAAACGUUUUAUUUAAAUCAAACAAAGACAUCAUAAUUGUGGUCAAAUGCUUAAAAUGGCAGGGUUGCUAAAAAACAAACUAGAACCCCUGAAGGUUAGCACAACAAUUUAGAUAGAACACCCUGAUUAUAACGAUAAAGGCUGUAUGCACCAGAGGAUCAAGGUUUUGCUGGUUACCUUUUGCAGAAAACCACCUGCUGGUAGAUUUUGCAACUACGUAAUUAUGCAGGCAAAAAGAGUAUUUCUAAAUUCAGACAAAUUACACUUCUUUGUAAGCAACACGUAAAUUGCAUAAGUCUAUAUAUAGGUAAACGUUUCAUCAAUGCUUGAUUUUUUUUUUUUAUUCAUAUUUUUUUUGGAGGGCUCUUUACAAAGCGAAAUAAAUCGGUGCCGCAAUGAUGUAUGCCAUCAAAGUGCGGCGAGACCUGCCGCCCCACAAGAAGCUGCACAAGCUCUGAUAAUGACAUGACUCCUUUUAUUGGUAUAAAAAUAAAACACUGUUUAUAACAUGUCAAAUUCACACGUCUGUUUCUCUGAAUUUCAAUCGCAUCCACUUUGUCUGCAAAAAAGAAAAUAAACAUCACGCAAUCAACAAACUACGGGAAGCACAAUGUGUCCAGCAUGACCGCUGUCUUUUAAACUCAUCCCCCAACUGCAACCUGAAAAUCUCUGCAAUCAGUAAGGCAAGGCACAGUUGAACUGAUUUAAAUUUAUGGCUCAGACGUUUGGCAAAAAAAAAAACGAAUUACUGAAACUCAGUGUACAUGAAGCAAAGAUGGCUGCAUCCAGGUCACGUACUUCUGGAGCUUCAUGCACCAGUCAAGCAACUGCCAUUGAGAUGAACGACAAUGUUAAGAUAGCUA